This is a messenger RNA of Blepharisma stoltei, 1523 nucleotides long. Lineage: Eukaryota; Ciliophora; Heterotrichea; Heterotrichida; Blepharismidae. The record is from the annotation of a GenBank genome assembly.
AUGAUAUAUGAAAAUCUAGAUUUAUCUAGGUGCUUUCCAGCAGCUAUGGAAGCGUUUGUGUAUUCAAAUUCCAUAUAUAUUAAAAUGGCGUUGCAAAUUAACCCUUUUCCCAAUUCCUGUAGCCAAAGGCUUCAUAACACCAAGAACUGAGAAGAAAAGUACUCAAUAAGUGUAUCUGGUAAUAAUUUGGGCCAAUUUGUUGGAGUAGCAAUGCAUGGCUGCUAGCCUUAGCCUGCUUUCGAAUAAGUCUUUUUCCUCAUAUGGAGGCUGAACUUGGACUAGAAAGAGAAAGUUUAGUAUUGCCUAGGACAUCUACUAUGUCAAUUGAGGAGCUCUUUAGCACGGCACCAUGCGUUGUGUCUAUGCUUCGGGUUCUAUAUUUUUCAACAAAGAAACGAGAAAUUCUAUUUUUCGAAUUUUUGAAAGGCAACCUAAGCUAAAGCGGCAUAGUGAUCUAGAGUCUCCUCCAAUUUCUGGUUAGAGACCUCUGUCCAAAAAAUUAAUCACCGUAAUGUCGUGUAUGAACUGGUCAGCAAGCACUGAUGCGUUAAUGGAGGUUUUUAUUUGCUUUCAGGCUCCUUAGAUACUUCUCAAUGAUUAUUAAAUUUAAACGCAUUCAAAUUCAGCUUCUAUGAAUUUCGCGCCAAAUCUUUUUCCUUUUUACUAUGUCAAUCCAAUGUUUAACCAGUCUUCUACAUUCCCACAAGCAGUUUCACCAAUAAUAUCAGAGAACCAGAACGUAGAUAUUAUUGAAAACCCAGAAGAAAAACUCCCAGAUCCAAGAACUUUAUUAGCAAGAAGAAGGCUCAACAGGUCCUUGAAAAAUAAGAGGUGAACAUUUGAAGAAGAUACACAGCUGAUAGGCCUAAUAAAAACCUAUUCUUUAGAUUGAUAUAAAAUUUCUGCAAAAAUGAAAGAUCGAGCUCCAGAUGCUUUAAAAAGCUUGAAAUAAUUAAUUUAAUUUUUGAUGAUUCAGCCAGAUUAUGGGCACAGAAUUGUCUAAGGAAAGACAAAUAUCCAGCUUGUAAGAGAGAUUGUUAGCAUAAAUAUACCAGAAAAAUAAAAUUUUAAAACGCCAUUUAUUUAUUAUACUUUAAAAAACAGAUUUUAUGGAGUAUUAAAAAAGAACUUACCAGCUCAAUUAAUUAAAGAGUUGGAUUAUUCGAUUAGGACUACAAGGCAGAUAAAGAAAGAUUCUAAUAUAAAACCUUAUAUUGCUGAUGAAUGAGCAGAAGAAACAAACACAAAAAUAAUAGAAAGUAGCAUAAAAGAAUUAGAAGCAGAUUUACAGCAUUCCGAAGCGUUGCCAAAAAAUGAAAAAAAAAUUCUUUUAAGCCUUUUUAGAACUAAUCUGUAACAAAUUUAUAAAAAAAUGAAUAAAACUCAUUUUUACCUUUAUUUGGUAAUUAAUAUAGCAAGAUAUAGAAAAACUCAAAGGAAAUAUGGAUAAAUUAGAAGAGCAUUUGAGCCUUGUAAGAAAUCAGAUCAUUACAUUAAGCACAAAAUCGCUUGCUAGUAAUUAA